Anthonomus grandis grandis is the source of this 950-nucleotide messenger RNA. RefSeq lists its product as uncharacterized. Lineage: Eukaryota; Metazoa; Arthropoda; Insecta; Coleoptera; Curculionidae. The coding region runs from base 69 to 872 and encodes 267 amino acids. The transcript has 3 exons. The record is from RefSeq and is a predicted model, not a curated record.
AUGACACAUUGUCAAAGAACAAAUCGUCAUCAUUGUCAAAAUUCCAAAGUAAGAUUUUAACAAAGAUCAUGAAUGUAUCAAUACACCUCAUUCAGGAGCUUGAAAAGUCCAAUUAUAAAUUUCUGUUUAACCAAGUUCGCUAUAAGCACCAUAAAACCAAGCAGGUGGAAACUGUGAAAAAAUGUGAAGGAGGUCUGGAACCGUGUAACGUGCCAACGAAAAAAUCCAUUUGGAAUUUGUUCGGUUGUGGAUACAAAAGAAAAGAAAAAAAAUUAGACAAGAAAGCACAGGCUGAAGCAUGUAAACACGUAGAAUUCGUGACUGAAGAGCAAGCGGAGCACGCGAUGAAACAAAUCGAAAUGCAAGAGGGUGGUAAAGUAUUUAGAACCUGUGGUACAGCUUAUAUCUUACAAAAAGAUUACGUGGAACAAGCGGAAGGGUCAACUACGUGCAAAGAAGAUCAAAUUUUAGAGGAGAUGACCAAAGACAUUAGUCUAAAGGGUCAAUGCGAUCCUAUGCCCCCAUUUCAGUCUGUCGAAUUAAGGCUGAUUCAGUUGAAUGAACGGAAGUUGCAUCCUUUGUAUAAAAAAUUAAUGUCGAUUCCAAAACGUUCGAGUUCGUUAAAAAAUAGUCAAGAAUCCUUAGCAAGCUAUAAAACCAGAAGUGGUCCGAUACUACCGGACGAAUUUCCAGCGCAUUUAAAAAUAAACAGGGAAAUGUUUGAAAAGAAGAACAUUCUUUACGAGUAUAAGAAAACUGAGAUACCUCAGCAGAUGUUGGUGAGAAUACUGGAGAUGAAACAGAACGAGAGACCUCCUUUGGUAAAGAAACCUUAUGUACCCUCCGCCCCAAAAUGUGCAGGAAAAAAAUAAUAACUAUUUCUGGUUAUUCGUAAGAAAAAUAAAUGUGGGUUUCUUUAUUGUGACUAUAUAAUAAAAGAAAUGACUAUA